GAAGAAGAAGCAGUCUACGCAGGUGUUUACGUUUUCCUACUUCCGUAGCUGCCAAAAGCGGAAUAACGUUACUAAUCUCACGUUAAAUCCAAAAAUUGAGAAGAAACUGUCGGUCAUGUUUCUCAUUUUCAAUUUAAGUUUGGAGAUGCUUGACAGAUAAAUAUGAUUAAGGUCGUUUGCUGUCCACUGUAGGCGCUGUAUCGCGAGUUUUCCUCAUUAUCCAUCGCAGGCAAAACUAAAGCUAGCGGUGUGUUAGCAGCGGGUCAACGGCAGUGGACGUAAUUUAAUAAAUCAUCGCCCGAUCCGCAUUUUGUCCAGUGUUAAUUUAGAUAUCAAACAAGGCAGUCAUGGCCACUAGGCGUCUGACCGAUGCCUUCUUGUUAAUGCGGAACAAUGCAAUCCAAAACCGGCAGAUAUUGGCUGAGCAAGUGAGUACAUACGACCCCCGUCUGAGUACACGUAGCAAUGCUGCGGAGCUUGAUGAGUUGGCUGAUGAUCGAAUGGCCCUGGUGUCUGGAAUUAGUCUGGAUCCUGAAGCUGCCAUCGGAGUCACCAAGAAACUGCCCCCCAAAUGGAUAGAGGGGAUCGAUGAGAUCCAGUAUGAAAUCACACGGGUUCGGCAGAAGAUGAAGGAACUGGCCUUACUCCAUGACAAGCAUAUGAAUCGUCCCACACUUGAUGACAGUAGUGAGGAAGAGCAUGCCAUAGAAAUCACUACGCAGGAGAUUACACAGAUGUUUCAUCGAUGCCAGCGAGCUGUGACGGGUUUGCAGUCUCGUUGUGGCCACUGCACCGAGCAGGAGGAGAGGCUAUUGAGAAAUGUGGUCUCGUCCCUGGCACAGAGCCUGCAGGAGCUGUCCACCAAUUUCAGGCACACACAGUCCAGCUACCUAAAACGUAUGAAGAAUCGUGAGGAGAGAUCAAAGCACUUUUUUGACUCUGGACCCCUAAUGGAAGAAGACGAAGAUUUAGCUGUAUAUGACAAGGGGUUCACAGACGACCAGCUGAUGCUGGUGGAAGAGAACACAGUUAUGGUUGAAGAACGAGAGAGAGAGAUCCGACAAAUAGUGCAGUCCAUCUCAGAUCUGAAUGAGAUUUUCCGGGACUUGGCUGGAAUGGUGGUGGAACAGGGCACCGUUCUUGACCGAAUUGACUUCAAUGUGGAGCAGGCUUGUGUUAAAACAGAAGAUGGAAUGAAACAGUUACAAAAGGCGGAACAGUAUCAGAAGAAAAACAGAAAGAUGCUGGUCAUUUUGAUCCUCUUUAUCAUAGUCAUUGUUCUAAUUAUUAUUCUUUUUGGAACUAAGUUUUAAUUAUGCAUUCCUCUGGCUUUUGUUUUCUGUGGCUGUUUGUUGUGCAUCUGUGUUGACUUGGACUUGGAUCUCGGUUCUACUCAAAACAAAGCUGACUGCCUUUCAUACCCUCCAGGAAACGAAGAAAAAGAAGAAUUCCACGUCUCUUUGCAGGUGCACUCUGGGCUAUGUGGAGAUGUUUUGUGGUUGAUUUUAAUGAAAGGAAACAAUCAUCAAUCUGUUUUGAGACGUUGCUAUUUUAUCAAAUGACUCGCACCCAAAUUGCCAAGACUCUGUGACAGAGGUUUAUCGAACCCAAUGUUGACAUAUGUGUCAUAACAAAAGAACACACUUUGUGGCAUAUAAAAAUGGACUACCAAUGUCUAAAUGCAAAAGCAGUGUCCUCUGCUUGAACUCAAAGCACGAAUUGUAACGUUUGUUGUGUGACAUCAUUUCUGUCCAGUAUCAUUGCAAACAUUUUGUUUCUGUGAGGAAGAUGUGAUAAGAACGAAUGUUUGUGAAAGAGAAAUAUCUCAUUUUACUGCAAAUUCAUACAUUAAUACAUUACAUUUAUGUCCCAGCUCAGUAUUUUUCCUUGAAAGACUAAAAGAAAAUGUUUUGUAUUAGGAGAGUACCAGAUAUUAUUAGAAUAGUCAUUCAGUACCAAAAAUAUACCUUUGGUUUAAGGACCACCUGUUUUUUAUUAUUAUUACUUAUUACUUACUACUCCCCUAUUUAAUACUGAGAUUGUGUUGCGCCACUGUUGGCCUGAGGAGGGUGUAGACAGCCAUGAGCUUCCUCCAAUUCAUGCUGUAAUUUUAAAAUCAUACCUGUGUGCACUUUUCAUGAUGUGCUCAUUUUAAAACACUUACUUGUUUUUGUUUUGUCAUGGUCCUUGCAUAAAGUGCUAUCUUUUUGGAACUCUUGCAGUUUGCACAUAUUGAGGCCUGGGGGGGGUGUUAUGGAUGUAAUACUACUGUCAUCUGUAUGAUGAAAAGAAUUAUUUAUUUUUUAAUAAAUAAAAUAAUCAAGAGGGUCAGAGGUGUUCUGUCUCAGGCAGAAUUACUGUAUAUUGAGUAAAGUCUAUCUCUAAACCCAACUGUCCUCUCCACUGAAAACUGUGAUGUAGUCCAACACAAGCAGACGUAUGAAGACAGCAUUAUGAUUACUUUUUUUUUUCAGAUUGGACACAUUACAUUUUAGUUAGCUGUGUUGGAAAUCCUUUACUUGUUCUUGUGUUCUAUAAAGACUGAAAAGCUGAAAUGAUGAAGAGCUUUAUUUGACAUAUCUGUACUCGACUCUACACUUUACACCUGUUGAAUCAUCUUUGUCAUUGAUGUGAAGUUGUGUGUGAAAAAAUGGUUAUGUCCUAGUGGUACUCAAAAGUUUUGUUUUCCAAACAAAACGGGUGAGAAGAUAUCGACUUGUUUUUUUUAAAUAAAUCUGGAACAUGA
This is a messenger RNA of Siniperca chuatsi (mandarin fish), 2746 nucleotides long. It is a transcript of the gene stx16, whose product is annotated as syntaxin 16. The record is from RefSeq and is a predicted model, not a curated record. NCBI's taxonomy places the organism in Eukaryota, Metazoa, Chordata, Actinopteri, Centrarchiformes, Sinipercidae. The transcript is spliced from 9 exons. Gene Ontology annotation, biological process: vesicle-mediated transport; vesicle fusion; intracellular protein transport. Gene Ontology annotation, molecular function: SNAP receptor activity; SNARE binding. Gene Ontology annotation, cellular component: endomembrane system; SNARE complex; membrane. Bases 348 to 1313 code for a protein of 321 amino acids.